This is a messenger RNA of Triticum urartu, 813 nucleotides long. Lineage: Eukaryota; Viridiplantae; Streptophyta; Magnoliopsida; Poales; Poaceae. The record is from RefSeq and is a predicted model, not a curated record.
AUGUUGUUUGCUAUGAGAGAAAAGUUCAUGAAAUAUUGGUCUGACUAUAGUGUAUUUCUAUCUUGUGCUGCUGUUCUUGAUCCCCGUAUUAAGUUCAAGUUCUUGGCUUAUUCCUACUCCAAGCUGUAUGAAGAGGAUGAUGCCAAGCGUCGUCUUGCUGAUGUUAGAAGUACCUUGACUUCUUUAUUUAAUGAAUAUGGUAGUGUUGUACCUGUUCAUGAUAACUUACCCAAAACUAGUAUGUCAAGAACUUAUGGACUUGGUGCCUUUUCUGACUAUGAUCAGUAUGUGGAAAGCACGAGCACAUUUGAAGAGAAAUCUGAAUUGGAAUUGUACUUGGCUGAACCUACCAAGAGGUUGAAUGAGAACAUUGAUAUCUUGGAUUACUGGAGCAAGUCUGCAGCUAGGUAUCCGCAACUAGCAAGAUUGGCACGUGAUAUCCUUGUUGUUCCCGUGUCAAGUGUUGCAUCAGAAUCUGCUUUCAGCUUGAGUAAGAAGGUUAUAACCCCGAGCCGAGCCUCACUUAAACCAAAGAUGGUUGAGGCCUUGAUGUGUUUGCAAGAUUGGUAUCGCUGCAAAUUGGAGAAGAAAGAUGGUAAUAAGAGAAAGGCAGAAGUGGUUGAUCUAGAUGAUGAAAAUUCUUCUUCCGAUGAUGAAUAGUUCUUGCUAGAGCACUGAGAUGAGUAGAAGAUUCGGAGAAGGCAUGUCGAGAUGGCAACCAGUAGCUACUGGUCCUUAUUUUUGGUUCUAUGAAUUGGCCAUCUGGCAUGUAAUAAUACAUUUAUGCACUUGUGUUUCUAGAAACUCGAAAGU